GGGAUGGGGACGAGCCAGGGUGGGGCAGGGAAAUCCAAAGGACAUGAUGGAAAGCCAAAUCCUACAAAAGGGGGAGUAAUCCAAUAAAGAGGAGCACAGGAGUCGCUCCUCCAUCUCUCUUUCAAGAACCAAAGACACACACAGCACAUCACAGGACAGGAAUUGUUUGAAUCCAAGAUGGCAGAACGUUAUGACUGCCACUACUGCAAGGAGUCUUUGUUUGGGAAGAAGUAUGUUCUGCAUGAUGAAAAUCCAUACUGUGUGAAGUGCUAUGAGAGCCUCUACUCCAACACCUGUGAGGAGUGCAAGAAACCCAUUGGCUGCAACAGCAGAGAUCUGUCUUUUAAGGACCGCCACUGGCAUGAUGACUGCUUCCACUGCUUCAAAUGUCACCGUUCUUUGGUGGACAAGCCGUUCUCCACCAAGGACGAGCAGCUACUUUGUACUGAGUGUUACUCUAAUGAGUAUUCCUCUAAAUGUUUUGAGUGCAAGAAGACAAUCAUGCCAGGCUCCAGGAAGAUGGAGCAUAAGGGGAACAGCUGGCAUGAGACCUGCUUUACCUGCCAGCGCUGUCAGCAGCCUAUUGGAACCAAGAGCUUCAUUCCUAAGGACAACAAUAACUACUGCGUGCCCUGCUACGAGAAACAAUUUGCACUGCAGUGUGUGCACUGCAAGAAGCCAAUCACCACUGGAGGUGUGACCUACCAUGACCAGCCUUGGCAUAAGGACUGCUUCUUGUGUACUGGCUGUAAGCAGCAGCUCUCUGGCCAGCGCUUCACCUCUCGUGAUGACUUUCCCUAUUGCCUCAACUGCUUCUGCAAUCUGUAUGCCAAGAAGUGCGCUGCCUGCACCACCCCUAUUAGUGGUCUGGGAGGCAGCAAAUACAUCUCCUUUGAAGAGAGACAGUGGCACAAUGACUGCUUCAACUGCAAGAAGUGUUUGGUGUCCCUGGUGGGCCGCGGCUUCCUGACGGAGAGAGAUGACAUCCUGUGUCCUGACUGUGGCAAAGACAUCUGAUCAGCACUGCAGUUCCUAACAUUUUAUUCUUUUAUUAAAUAGCUUAUAUUCUUAGAGUUCAUUAGCAAAGCUUUUAUCAAAGGUAAUAUAUUUGUCUAAAAAAAAGUUCUCUUUAGAUAAUUAACUUUAAAGGGGCCUGUGCAAGCCAAGGCCUAUUAUUAACAAGUGACCUGACAUGUGGCCAAGUAUGGUUACCCAUACUCGGAAUUAGUGCUCUGCAUUUAACCCAUC
Sinocyclocheilus anshuiensis is the source of this 1248-nucleotide messenger RNA. RefSeq names its product four and a half LIM domains 2b (gene fhl2b). The transcript has 7 exons. Gene Ontology annotation, cellular component: nucleus; Z disc. The record is from RefSeq and is a predicted model, not a curated record. The coding region runs from base 178 to 1017 and encodes 279 amino acids. Gene Ontology annotation, molecular function: transcription coregulator activity. NCBI's taxonomy places the organism in Eukaryota, Metazoa, Chordata, Actinopteri, Cypriniformes, Cyprinidae.